Molecule: messenger RNA, 732 nt
Organism: Telopea speciosissima
Lineage: Eukaryota; Viridiplantae; Streptophyta; Magnoliopsida; Proteales; Proteaceae
Exons: 1
Coding region: 1-732 (243 amino acids)
Source: RefSeq, a predicted model, not a curated record
AUGGCUAUUCCUUCCAGUUAUUUGUCCUCUAUCCCAAUUCUCACUGGAGAUAACUAUCAGAAAUGGGUGGAAGAUUUGAAACUGCAUUUGGGUCUCCUAGACUUAGACUUGGCACUCAGGGAGCCUAAACCUAGCCCUCUCACUAAUAAUAAUACCACUGAGGAAAAAACCAAAUUUGAGAAAUGGGAUAAUGCAAACAGAAAGUGCAUUUUAGUUGUGAAAAAGGCAGUUCCUGAGACUAUACGUGGGAAUGUCGAAGUCAAAGACACUGUUGUAGAGUUCCUGAAUGCUAUAAAGGUUAAGUUUGAACUUAACACAAAUGCUGAAUCAAGUGACUUGAUGAGUAAACUGAUGAAUCCUCAUUAUGAUGGAGGCAAUGUUAGGGAAUACGUCUUGGGCUUAGCUACUAUUGCUGCCAAGCUGGGGGAUCUUGACAUCAAAAUAAGUGAUGAUCCUGUUGUGCAUAUUGCACUGCAUACCCUUCCUGGUCCAUACAAGGUUCUCCAAUCUACUUAUACUGCACUGAGGGACAAGUGGAGUUUGGAUGAGCUUAUCUCCAUUUGCACCCAAGAGGAGAGAAAGCUAAAACAGAACAAAGUUGAGAGUGCAAAUGCAACUUUUCAUAGGGGAUCUAGUGGUGGACCAAUUAGGAGGGACAAGAAGUUUACCAAGAAAGGGAGGUUCAAUCCUUAUGGCAAGACAAGGGGCACUCAACAGUCCAAGGCAUCUUAG